AUGAUCCGCCAUGCAGUUGAUAUGAUAAGGCGAGCUGUUACACAUCUUAAUCCAGGUCAAGUCCCCGUCAUCGCACUCGAUCAACCAUUAUAUGCCGUUGCCAAGCAAAUUCAAUGGAAUUGGCCUGAAAGCUAUGGUGAGCACCACGUUGUUAUGAUGUUUGGAGGGCUGCGCAUCGAGAUGGCAUUCUUACGACUACUUGGCCACUGGCUUGAAGACAGCGGUUGGACAUCAGCCCUCAUCCAGUCUAAAGUAGCUUCACCAGGAACAGCCGAUUCUUUCAUAAAAGCUGCGAGUGUAACUCGUUCUCGACACGCACAUCAGUUGACUGCCAGCAGUUUGUAUAUCCUGCUUUGUCACGCAUAUACGCAGUACAGUGGAUUGGCAGAAGACGCAUCACUACCAUUCGAUGAUUGGUGUUUGGAGAAAAUGGCUUCCACACCCCAGUUCCAGUUCUG
Paramuricea clavata is the source of this 458-nucleotide messenger RNA. The record is from the annotation of a GenBank genome assembly. Lineage: Eukaryota; Metazoa; Cnidaria; Anthozoa; Malacalcyonacea; Plexauridae.